This is a messenger RNA of Acyrthosiphon pisum (pea aphid), 1404 nucleotides long. RefSeq lists its product as uncharacterized. Bases 626 to 1198 code for a protein of 190 amino acids. The record is from RefSeq and is a predicted model, not a curated record. The transcript has 3 exons. Gene Ontology annotation, cellular component: membrane. NCBI's taxonomy places the organism in Eukaryota, Metazoa, Arthropoda, Insecta, Hemiptera, Aphididae.
GUUGUUAUUAGUGCGAUAUGCUCGUCGUGUGUAUUAGCUGUCUAUGAUUAUAUUAAUUCGUUUUAGAUUCUGAACGAAGUGAUGAAUGUAUUGAUUUUACAAUGAUGUGUGUUUUUUUUUUUUUUUGUAACCUACUGUACAGUAGAGCGAAAUCCACUUACCCACCUUUUUGUUUGCUUGAUGAUGGUUGGAUUGAUGUAAAGGAGAUGUUGAGGUUUGAGCGUUUGGGUCCAGGAUGUUGAUUAAUUUUGGGCAUGAUAAGGCCCUUGAAGUUUUUCAUCACUGGAAUAUUACGGUGUGUAGGUGUUAUAUAAUAAUCAAAUCAUAUUACCUGCUGGACGUCGACAAAGUAGACGUGCUAUAGGCAUCUAUACAAAGUUAACGAUAAUAAUGGAACACAGGUGUUGCACGAUCAUCGACGGUCAAACAUGAACUAUGACAUAGAUAUGUCACUACAAAGGAGAUUGAAAUUAACUAAAUUUCACUAAAUUUCGGUUGAUAUUUAAAAUCUUUAAACAUGUAAACAAAUUUGGUUCAACUUCUUCAGCUGACUUGUCAAAAUACGAAGUCAUAUGACCAUCAAAUAAAUAAAUCGAACAAUCAAUCAGGUUUCAGCGAUUAUUGGAUGAAAACCACCAAUAAUGAUAUCAAAAAUAUUAACGAUCGUAGUCAGAUUGAUGUUACAUUAAAAUUGAAAGAUAUGGAACAAACUGAAAGUUCGUAUGUUUUCCACUUGUCGUCCGUCCAAAUGAACGGUACGGACAUUCCUCUAACAUGCCAAUGUAAUUUAAAAACAUUUUGCCACAUCUCAUGUUCUAAUGAAGACAUCAUGCGGAUAGCUACUGUGCCAACAUACAGAGGAAACGUUCUUAAUUUGUAUCAAUUUUGGAUUUUUUUCAUAACUGUGACUGUGUUGUGGUCUUGCAUAGCUAUAACGUUAACUUUACAAGGCUCAUUAUGUCUCGAUCUAUUAGAAGACAAACCCGAGGAUAUUGGAAAACAAAUAUGUUGGGCAUCAUUGGGUUUGGGCAGUUUUUCCAUAUUCAUCGGAUGGCUUGUGGAUUGGUUUAGCAUAAAUAAAAAGGAAAAAGAAUAUUCACCAGUUUUUUACUCAUGUAUUUUAUUCUCAAUUUGUAAUUUAUUUGUCAUAAACAAACUUAAAGUAAGUUAUAUCCUGACUCUAUGCGGUACAUCAUAAUCUAUAUUUUUUAUCACUCAAUUGAGCGCAAUAAUUAUUUUAAAAAAACAUUCUAUUGUCCUCUAACUUAUAGAUAAUUGAAACGAAAAAAACCGAAGGAAAAUUGAAGAGUAUAUAUGGACUGUUAACUAAACAUUAUGUGAUUUUAUUUUAUAUAUGGGUAAUAUCAAUCACAUUUCUCCAUACAAUUAUUACACAUUUUCUAU